Volvox carteri f. nagariensis is the source of this 1296-nucleotide messenger RNA. RefSeq lists its product as uncharacterized. Lineage: Eukaryota; Viridiplantae; Chlorophyta; Chlorophyceae; Chlamydomonadales; Volvocaceae. The transcript is spliced from 9 exons. The coding region runs from base 1 to 1296 and encodes 431 amino acids. The record is from RefSeq and is a predicted model, not a curated record.
AUGGAGGAGCUAGAGCGCUGCCUUGCCUCUCUCGAUGGUGCGGCGUCGCCUGAUGUGCUUGCUCGGGCGCAGUCAGCUGUGCUUACGUUAAAACAGGAGCUGGACAUGCACAAGCAGGCAGCGGCGGCCAGGCAGAAAACUGGGCAGGACUGGCAGACCAUCGCCAGCGAGCGGGAGGCGGAGGUGGUGCGACUCCGUGCUGAAAUCAAUCGGAUGCGUCAGGCACUCGCCAGCUCUACGCAGGCCCACGAGUCCCAGGUGACCGAAAUUGCCUCUUUGCAAGCUCAGCUACAAGAGGCCCUGGCGCUGAAUAAGGCCCAGCAGCGCCAGGCAGUGGUGACCACUUCUGCGGUGGACGGUCCCAACGCGGAGAUCUACCGCCUGAGGGCCGAGCUGGAGGGCCGCACCGGACAGCUGCAGCGCGCGGAAAUGGAGCUGACAAACCAGAUGACCGCAGCGGCCACGCGACUCAGCGAGAUGCAGGCACGUGCUGACACCUUCAGUAAUAAGAUUGCGGACAUGCGGAGGAUGCACCAGCAGCAGCUGGAGCAGGCGGUGGCCGCGGCCAGGGCGGCGGCGUCAGCGGAUGCGCAAGCGCAAGCACGGACGGGGCCGCGGGCGGGCGCGGCGGCGUUGGAGCAGCAAAACGCACAGCGGCUGCAACGAGCUGAAGCGGAUGCGGCUUCUCUGCGUCAGCAACUAGAGACGGCACAGGCCUCUUGCACGGAGCUUCAGGGCAAGUUGAAGCAGGCACAAUCCGAAGCAGAGUCGUGUCGAUCGCAGCUGACGAGCUCGCAGUUUAGCGAGAAGGCUCUAAAGGCCCGGCUGAAAGAGGCACAGCAGCAGCAGCAGCAGCAGCAAAAGGAGCCGCCUCCAGCUCCGGCAGCUACGAAGGAGGUCGCGGAGGCGCCUGCAGUCGACAUAGGCAUGCUGAACAUGAUGGAGGGGCAGUUGGGACGGCUUUCGGACAUCAUUCGCGCCAGGGAGGGGGAGUUGGCGCAGAUGCGAGCGGCGUUGCAGGCAGGUUUGGACGAGCGACGGGAGCUGCUGCAGCAGAUCGAGGCGCUUCAGACUGCGCUGCUACAGGCGCAGCAGCAGCUACAGCUACAGCAGGCACAGCAGCAGCAGUACGGCAGCGCCCCGGGCAGCUCCAAUGGCAGCAUCAACGGUGGUGCCGGCGGAUUGGGCUCACCGAAGUCCUCAGGCGGCGCAGUGCCACCGCGGGGGCUGCCGCAUGUAGGGCCCAAUAAGCCACAUCGAACCGGGCUGCAGUCCAAGCCGCGGUUUUUCAAGUAG